Molecule: messenger RNA, 1678 nt
Organism: Phycodurus eques (leafy seadragon)
Lineage: Eukaryota; Metazoa; Chordata; Actinopteri; Syngnathiformes; Syngnathidae
Gene: sf3b6
Product: splicing factor 3b, subunit 6
Exons: 4
Coding region: 99-476 (125 amino acids)
Cellular component (GO): nucleus; ribonucleoprotein complex; cytoplasm
Molecular function (GO): mRNA binding
Source: RefSeq, a predicted model, not a curated record
UGCGACGGUGCCUUUCUUGACACUGUACGCGCAAGUGUUACUAGUCUGCUUCUUUCUAUUUAGAGUUCCUCCCUGAAAGACAAGAAUAUUUAGUCAUCAUGGCUAUGCAAGCAGCAAAACGCGCUAACAUACGACUGCCCCCAGAGGUCAACAGGAUCCUUUACAUCAGGAACCUUCCCUACAAGAUCACAGCGGAGGAAAUGUAUGAUAUCUUUGGAAAGUACGGACCAAUACGUCAAAUCAGAACAGGAAACACACCUGAAACAAGAGGAACAGCCUAUGUGGUUUAUGAAGAUAUUUUUGAUGCCAAAAAUGCAUGUGAUCACUUGUCAGGCUUCAACGUUUGCAACCGCUACCUGGUGGUUCUCUACUACAACGCAAACAGGGCAUUCCAGAAAAUGGACACAAAAAAGAAAGAGGAACAGUUGAAGCUCCUAAAAGAGAAAUAUGGCAUCAACACAGACCCUCCCAAGUAGCAUUCAGAAAACAUCCUUCCUCUUUUUGUCUCAUUGUUGUCUCAAGCUAGAUUUUCCGGCUACAUUUGUGGCAGUCAAGUACUUCCGCAGUUCAUCUUCAUCAUCAUCAUCAUUACAAACAUAAUCUUUUUUCUUAAUUUUUAUUUUGUUAAGUUCUUUUUUAAACAAUUAUAAUUAAAUAUGUGAAAACGUUAAGGUUAGCCUUGUAACUUUAGAAUUAAAGUGCAGGAAUGCUGUUUUGCGUCCUGUGAUAUGGUUUUACCUGUAUUUAGAUUUUAGUUUUUUUUUUUUUUUUUUUUUUUUUUUUUUUUGCAACAUUACAACCUGACUUUUAUGUUUCCCCUGCUUUUUCAACAAUCUUUGACUUUAAAAUAGCCUUGAUUGGAAUAAUUUCUUGCUGUCUGUAAAAUAUAUUUUCUUUCUCUUAAGGCCAUUGUCUCUUCCCUCAUUUACACAUUUUAGAUUUAAUCGCAGUGUAAAUAUUGGCCUUUCUAUUAGCCACUCACAUUAGUAUAUGUAAUAGUUUACACUAAGUAUGCUUAAAAUCCAUCCAUUUUCCCUGCUGACAUUGGAUGAGAGGUGGUGUACACCCUGGACUGGUCCAGCCAAUCUCAGGGCACAGACUGUAUCGACAAAGAACCAUUCACACCUAUGGAGAAUUUAGUUUGUGAGGUAAACAUGGUGACCACUAGGCGGUAUUUUGCAUAACAUCCAAAUUUUAAUCAAGUCAUUAUUAUUAUUAAUCAGUUUAUUUGAAACUCAUGAACUAAUUUAGCUCUUCUUAUUGCAGCCUAUCCCUAAAUUUAGGGAUUGGACCCAACAUCAUGUUUAGAUAACAAUUGGAGUGAAUGUUGUAAGCUAUCGUUGACACAAUUUCUUUUGUUUUUGGGUUAAUGAUUGUAAAAAAAUUGUCUUGUUAUUAUACAGAGCACGUGUCAAUUGUCAUGUAUGUUAAUGUUAUGGCAAUAUGUUAAACAAUUUUGUAAGUCUGGGUCUUGGGAAGGAACCAAAUUUAUAAUUUGUUGACAUUGCACUUCUGUUUUGUAAGAAAAGUAAAAAAAAGACUAUUUCUACAGCAUAGAAUUCUUUGGUGCCAGUUAAAAAAUAUUGACCAAUACUAUCAUUUAUAAUUUUUUUGUGGCUCGUUGAUUGGUUUGUUUUUGUGUUGUAACAAGAGAGGUGAAACAGCCCAUAGAGUUCCU